Messenger RNA from Fusarium vanettenii 77-13-4, 1474 nucleotides. RefSeq lists its product as uncharacterized. Gene Ontology annotation, molecular function: ATP binding; GTP binding; ATP hydrolysis activity. Lineage: Eukaryota; Fungi; Ascomycota; Sordariomycetes; Hypocreales; Nectriaceae. Bases 216 to 1400 code for a protein of 394 amino acids. The transcript is spliced from 4 exons. Gene Ontology annotation, cellular component: cytoplasm. The record is from RefSeq and is a predicted model, not a curated record.
CGUUUCGAAGCCGUCCAGGGCAAUCGAGGUUGGCGCUAGUGCCAACCAAUCUCUUCACCACGAAGCCCUUUACCUCUCUCACCUUCGCUUCUAUCUCCCCUCACUUCGCACCCCGCGCAGCAAGCUCUGCAGCUCUUGGACAAGUUCCAUCAUCCUCCCGCUUCGGCCUGGUCGUCUUUGUUCAACGUCGCAACUACGCCAAGUCAAGAAAGAAGAUGCCUCCUAAGAAGAAGGUUGUCGAGGAGAAGAUCCCGCUGGGCAGGCCCGGUAACAGCUUGAAGAGUGGUAUUGUCGGUCUGGCCAACGUCGGCAAAUCCACCCUCUUCCAGGCCAUCACCAAGUGCAACCUUGGUAACCCAGCUAACUUCCCUUAUGCCACAAUCGACCCCGAGGAAGCUCGUGUCAUCGUUCCCGAUGACCGAUUCGACUGGCUAGUCGAGAAGUACAAGCCCAAGUCGGUUGUCCCCGCCAACUUGACCGUCUACGAUAUUGCCGGUCUGACCCGCGGCUCAUCCACCGGCGCUGGUCUUGGAAACGCUUUCCUGUCUCACAUUCGUGCUGUCGAUGCCAUCUUCCAGGUGGUUCGUUGCUUCGACGAUGCCGAGAUUAUUCACAUUGAGGGUGACGUGAACCCCACUCGUGAUCUCGACAUCAUCAGUGAGGAGCUGCGACUCAAGGAUAUUGAGUUCGUCGAGAAGGCCCUCGAGAACCAGAAGAAGAAGACCCGUAUGGGUGGUCAGAGUCUGGAGCAGAAGAAGGCCCGUCAAGAGCAGGAGAUCAUUGAGAAUAUCCUGGCUUGGCUCAACGAUGGCAAGGAUGUCCGCAAGGGCAACUGGGGACCCAAGGAGGUCGAGGUCAUCAACCCUCUUUUCCUCCUGACGGCCAAGCCCGUUGUCUACCUCGUCAACUUGUCUGAGAAGGACUUUAUCCGAAAGAAGAACAAGCAUCUUCCCAAGAUUGUCGAGUGGAUCAACGAGAACGCCAAGGGCGAUCCUCUUAUCCCCAUCUCCGUGUCCUACGAGUCUCGUCUCACCCAGUUCGAGACUGAGGCCGAGGCCAAGGAGGAGCAGAAGAACGUUGGCGCCGACUCGGCUCUGCCCAAGGUUAUUCUCCAGAUGCGCAAGUCCCUGCAGCUGGGAAGCUUCUUCACUGUCGGACCUGAUGAAGUCCGAGCGUGGACCAUCCGCAAUGGCACCAAGGCCCCUCAGGCUGCUGGUGUCAUCCACAAUGACUUCGAGAAGACCUUCAUCCAGGCUCUCGUCUUCAACUACAACACCCUCAAGGAGCUCGGUGACGAGUCCGAGGUCAAGGCCAAGGGCAAGGUCAUGACCAAGGGUAAGGAGUAUGUCGUGGAGGAUGGUGACAUUCUUCACAUCAAGGCUGGUGCCGCCAAGGGUUAAAUGAACAACACCCUGCCACUGGUCGUAUUUAAUUCUAUAGACAAAAGUUGAAUGCAACGAUGUGAUGAAGUCAA